Hylaeus volcanicus is the source of this 6282-nucleotide messenger RNA. RefSeq lists its product as uncharacterized. Gene Ontology annotation, molecular function: calcium ion binding. Bases 83 to 3208 code for a protein of 1041 amino acids. The record is from RefSeq and is a predicted model, not a curated record. Lineage: Eukaryota; Metazoa; Arthropoda; Insecta; Hymenoptera; Colletidae. The transcript is spliced from 13 exons.
ACGAGGAACUCUCAGAGCCGCGCAAGUGGCCGCGCGAUACGGCACGGGUGUUUGAAAACGAUUGAUAAGAGCACCGCGCACCAUGUGUACUAAGAAAAAUGCAAAAUUUUUGUGGAUUCUUUGUGUCGUAUUGGUUUUUCUCGGACUCGGCCUGCCGUUCGGAAGCUGUCAAAAUGCGGAGCCGCGGGAAUCGUUCGGCAGGAAAAGCGUCGCGAGGAAGAUAGACGUGCUGCGGGACGAGUUGCAGGCUGACGAUGCCGAUCAAUCGUACACCUGGGAUGCGUCUCGCGAGAGUAAAAAGGUACUCGAUGAGAACGGAAGUUCUCUCUCGUCUCGGAACGCGGCAGAGGUGCCGGAGACUGAAGCAGAAACGACGCCUCGGGCUGACGGUAAGAGGAACAAGGUCCUUGUUCCCACAGAAGAUGCAUCUACUAAUUCAUCCCUUCGGUCGCCCGUGAAUAGCACGCCAACGUCGACGAGUCGUCGGAAGGGAAACGGCGGCGACAGAGCCCGCAAAAAACGUCGCAGAGGCAAGGAGUCCAAGACCGGUGACGUGGACCGUCAACGUGAAUCCACGGAAGAUGUUCGCGAGAACGAAGUCAGAGGGAAAGGUGGCGGUCAGUCGAAGAGAUCAAAAGACUCUCCAGGGAGAAGGUAUCGCGCCGAGCGACGAAGAAGGAGGAAGAAUCGCGACAGAAAACGGGGAAGGAAGAGAUCCAGACAGAACGAAACGAAAACCGAGGGGCAGAGGGCUUCCAAGUUCAAAAGACGAAUGAACGAUGCACCGGCCGCGUUGCUUCUCGAAAAACUGGAUAGUCCCGCGAUCGAAGACGUUCUCAACUACAAUUCUUCGAAUUGGAGAAACGAGCAGUCAUUUUCAAAUAGCUCUGUCCCCGAUUUCCCUAACGUCACGGCGUCGUUAAAUCUUCAGGAUCAGUUAACCACAGAGGCUACCAAACGAUCCGCACAGACGACCUCGCGUUACAAAAACUACGAGGACACCGUGGAAAGAGAAUUCUCCAAGCAGCUAGAGAGGGAGAUUUCCAGGACGCAGAGGGAGGAUCCAGCGAGCUUGGAGAACCGUAUUCUGGGCAGCACGUUGACGGAAGUUUCGCACACGAACAACGAACGCAGGGAACAGAGCUCCAACAGUCGAGGGGAAUCAAGGUUCGGUAGCUCGAGGUACGACGCCGAGAAAAUGCUUGGUUACUCGCGAACGGCGGAGGACUUGCCAAUUCUUGACCUGGAGAAUGAAGUUCUAGCGAGGACUCUGAAGGAUUACAACGCUUACAUGACGUCGAACUUGAAAUUAUCCGUGUCGCCGCGCCAUGGGCAAAACGACCGACGGAAAUCUGGCGGAUCCCAUCUUCACGAUAAACCCAUAAUUGACGGAACGGAGUUCGGGAGGCUGGGUGGAAAGAAGAGCACGGAAACGGCAUACACCACCUUGACGUACGACGACGAUACCAAGGGAGAUUUAUCAUGCAUAAACGGGACUUUCCUGCCGGCGCCCCUUGUACGGCAUGCGCUGAUCAAAUAUGUAAAGUCAUCGAUACCAGAUCACGAGUAUUUAGAAGCUGACUACGAGUGCGCUCCAGGAUUCUACAUGACGACCACGACGAAUAGAUUGUUCUGCAAGAAUCGUCAAUGGAUAGGACAACUGCCACAGUGCAAGGUGAAGCAGAAGCCCGAAGGUGCUUGCAUAGGGGCGUCCUGUGACCAUGUUUGCAGAGACUACGAUGGCAAACCAAGGUGUUUCUGUUACAAAGGUUACCGACUAGAAGGCAAUUUAUGCAUCGAUGUGGACGAAUGCGAGGAUAACAAGGGAGGUUGUGAGCAUAAAUGUGUGAACACGCCGGGAUCUUUUCAUUGUGAGUGUCCAAAGGGAAUGAAACUACGCCAGGACAGGUUCACGUGCAGGGACAUCAACGAGUGUCUGUUGAACAACGGACACGGGCCAUGUCAGGAUACGUGUCGGAAUACGAUAGGAGGGUAUGAAUGUUCCUGCGAUGGUCUACAGGAUACUGUCCUGUCACCAGAUAACCACACAUGCCAGGACUCAGGUCCGUGCAGCGACAACAACGCCGGAUGCUCCCAUACCUGUCUCUCCACGAAGGGCAGGGUGUUCUGUCUUUGUCCUGACGGUUUCGUUCUGGAGGACGACUGGAAAACUUGUCAAGACGUGGAUGAGUGCUCCCAGCCUGACUUACAAACGGAAAUGUGUCGCUACGGUUGCAUCAAUACUCCAGGAUCUUAUCGAUGUGCCGAGCCAAUGGAGCUGAAGAAUCAACCGAUACUGGACAGCUUGUCGAUCACCUGCCUCCCUGGUUACGAGGCCACCCCCGAUGGAACUUGUAUCGACAUCAACGAGUGCACGGUCGACAACGGUGGAUGCACAGAAGUUUGCGAGAACACGGAUGGCAGCUUCUUCUGUGCUUGCGACGGUGAUGAAAAAGUCUUGUCAUCCGACGGGAAGUCCUGCGUGGAUGUAAUCAGUAUAUCCUGCCCACCGCUGAAUCCAGAGGGUCGAGGGUAUUUAAUGUGUUCUCAUAUGGCCACACCGAAGCCGUGGAGGGGUAGACGAAAGAUCACCAAUCGACCAGGUACCAAGUGUUUCUUAAAGUGUCCCCAUGGGUACCAACUUCACGGAGAAUACGAAUUAUCUUGUCAGUCGGAUGGCACGUGGGACGGACCGAAACACGGCGAGUGUGUCAGGUAUGGCAAGCCUCGUUUAGAGUGUCCCAAAGACGUCAUCGCCGAGCUACCGCCAAGCCAUGACGAGGCGUUCGUGACGUUCGAUCAACCGUCUACGGACCUCGAUUGGUUCCGGUACGUUCGCUCGAAACCCUCCUGGGGGACCAGGUUGGAAGCCAGCCUGACGUUAGGGGUGCAUGAGAUCACGUUCUACGCGAGACACCCGGUAUCGAAGAUGCAGGCCAGUUGCGUGUUGCGCAUCGUCGUUAAAGACGGUGAAGCGCCGAAAGUAAAAGACUGUCCAAAUGACAUAGAGGUCACCGGGAGAAAUGGAUCAGUGAUCACGUGGACCGAGCCAAUUUUCACGGACAAUGUGAAAGUGACCCGGAUUAGAAGCAACGAGAGUCCAGGACGACGAUUCAACGUCGGCGGGCACAGAAUAGAGUACGAGGCUAGCGACGAAGCCGGCUGGUCGAGUAAAUGCGUGUUUACCGUAGUUCUGCGGCAAGAGUGAGUCCUGGCGAGCUUCGUCAGGUGAGCGUCAGAAGAGCGGAGGCAGAAGAAACGCUAAAGAAAAGGAGAUCCAGGUAAAAAUGGGGGUUGUGGGGUUGGUGGUGGCGGAAUAAAAGCAACGAGGCGGAAGAAUAACGAUAAGGUAAUAUAAAUGGAAAUGCUCUGGAGUUGUGCUCGCCCAACCCUUCAGUGUGUGUAAUGAAUUCCGUUUUAUCCGGAAGGUUAAACGCGGACGAGACAGGGAUACCUUCCCGCGAUACAUACGCAAGCGUAUGUUUAUGAUUACAUAUUGUAUGAGUAUCGCGUUUUAGCGGCGAAUUAGGGUAUACGAAAAUCGUCAUCUGUGAAGGACUCGGUAUAAAUGUAUUCUAAAUUAAUUACUGCACAAUUUCACUAAAUUGAAUAAAACAUAUCGAAUGUGUUGUUUUAUAUGCCCUAUAAUUACGGAGAACUAAUUAUUACAAUAUUAGCAAUUUUUGUGCAACAAAAAAAGUGGAGUCAACACAUAAAUAAAUGAUAGCUUGUUCAAGUUUGAAAAGUACCACUUUUUUUUUGAUAAAAUAUCAAGCAAUAACAUAAAAUAUAACUCAUGCUUGAUUUUACCAUAUGAUUCAUAAGUUAUUUUACGAGUACGAUUCAUAUAAUGUAUAUUUGUCCUAUUUGGCCCGUAAUACGGACCAUGAGUCUAACUCGAUGUUAUAAAUGUAUCUCCACCACCUAAACGUAGUUACGAGCCUGAAAAAUCAGUAAAAUCAAAAGAUGACGAUUUUUGGUUUUUUAUUCUGUUCGACGAAAUACGAUAUAGCGUAACCAUAGACAGGCAUACACAAAUGUAAUGUAUACUAAGAAAUUAGGGAGAUUGCCUCUGGGUAAAAUACAAAGGCAUGGGCCAGAAUUUUUUAAAAAUAUUGACGAAAAAUUUUGUGAGAGUUUAGAAGAUAAUAAUGGUCACUCUUUGUAGGUCUUCAAUUUCAAGAAAUUUCAAUGAAAUAAAAUCUACGGUGAAAUCAAAUUGACUAAAAUUAAUUGAUUAACAAAGCAAAUUUGUCUAUGAUCCUAUCAUAGAAUUCUUCACAGAAUCCAAAUAAAAUAUAAGUUAUGAGGAGUUAUGAAUAAAUAACAAUCGUGUCGAUAUCGAAAGUGUUCUUUAUUACAUUCGAACAACUUGAUCAAGAUUUUAUGCUGCAUGAACUAACUAUUAAUAACACUUCUGUCAUAAAAAACGCAUUUUAUGAGUGGAAAGAAGUAUUUUUCUCUCGCAUCGCGAACAUUACUCAGAAGCAAUCUUUCAAGUUCUUGCUGGAGCGUCUCGUCGAUCCACUCGCGACAGAUUUCCACGGACUUCCAACGAUCCACAGGUUUUUUCCUCGCGCUCUCGCGUUUUCCAUUUCGCCUUUCUUUACCAUUACCGGAUUCUACGUGGCCUGCGCACGUUGCAUCCCACAGCGAAUUGAAUUUAUCCCGGAUUCGACGUAAAGCCCUCGAUCCACGAGUGUUACAGCGAUCACGAUCGACACGCUCACGGAGAUCUAGGAAUUUCCCGAACAAUACCGCGAACGUUCCACGAAAUUACGCGUAUCAACGCCACGAUCGUGACUGCCGUGUCCGCGUUGCCAAGGACGAAGGAAGAGACUCGUCAAUGGCGAUUUAUACGCAAGAUCCUAGGGGAGAGUUGCUUAAUACCCACCGUUCGCCUAAAUCGUGCAUGUAAUUCUAUUUAAUGGAAAUUGUGAAUUUCAAGGGAAUUCCUUUUAAAUUUCAAGAAAAUUAUGCGUAAAAUGAAACUCGGGGGUAAAUUAUAUUGAAGAAAGGGUAGUAUUAUGGCCUCGAAAUUUUAUAUUUUUUGGGAAAAUCAGGUUUGUGAUUCGAACCACGCCAAUUUUUUGCUUAGAGCGCAGAAAGGCUAUUGAUACUGGUUUUGUUCACCAUAUUCAGGUAGUGCGUGAAAAUAUAAAAAUGGAGUUCCAUUUGAUUAUUCCGUUAUGAUUGCUGUAAAGAUCGAACUGAUAUUUUUUUAAAAGUUAUCUGAAUUCUUAAAUCGUAAACCUGCAAGGAUUCGACAAUUAAAGAUCGUGAGUGGUACGAUUUUGGCAACUCUCUCCUGUAUGUAUGUAUAUGUAUUGUAGAACCUCCUUUAUCCAUGCUAAUUGGGAAACAAGACUGUUCGGUUAAGGAAACUUUUUGGAAAAUAAAUUCCUAAUCAUUUUUCAUUCUUCUUCUGAUUAUUUUGGUAGAAAAUAGAAUUAUUUAUUUGGCAGUGGUAUCAUUGAAAUGGAAAUCUUUUUCUUGAACAUAAUUUGUAAACUCAAUUACUUUUAGUUACCGAUCUAGAGUUACCGAUUUCAAGAUAAAGUUCUACGAAUAACUUAAGUGACAUGUAGAAUGAAACCGUUAUAAUGUAAGAUAGAAGAAUGUUGAAAAAGGUAAAAUAAACACUUACAGAGGUAAAUAUUCGUGGUCUUAUGUAACGUCGCGUUAUCGAGUUAAAGUGUACAUUUAAUUGACGUAUAAAGAUGUAAAUUAAAGAGCGAAAACCACUAAUCGAGGCAUGGAUAGUCAUAACUCACUAAACAGUAUGUAAAUGAUAGUCAUAGAUUAAAAUGGUUAUUGGGAAACAUCAGAUCAUAUAAGGUUAAGUUAUUAAAGAGAAAAGUCGAAUACAAAAACAAAAAUAAUAAACAAUAAAUAACCAAUAAUAAUAAUAAUAAUAAUAUAUUUAUUAUUUAUACAUAAAUGUUUUUAACUACUGAUUUUCAUUGGAAAACUUAUUUUACACCGAAUGUAUUUAUAACUUCAUAUUUGUCAUUUUUUCGUUACUCUCGUAGGAGAAUUUUAACAAUCUAACAGAUUGUUAAAAUUGCGCUAUAAAACCUAAUAGGUCACAUUAAUCGUCCCCUACAAAUGUCACAAUGAAUUACACCGAGCAAAAGGAGUGGAUUAAUUAAUGAAUUGUAAUGUCAAUUUAAAAUUUUAAAAAAAAAGUUUGUAUUUAAUUUGUAGUAAAUGAUAAUCCAAAAUACUAUUCAUAUCGGAUUUAUUUCCUCCUUAAAGCCAAGCAAGAAUUUGUUGUGCAUC